GAUAUGGACAGACAAAUCGUGGCACUUCUCCUGGCUAUCCUGGGCUUCAUGGGUACCAUCCUGAUAGGAGCACUACCUAUGUGGAAGAUGACAGCCUUCAUUGGAGCCAACAUUGUGACAGCGCAGGUUAUCUGGGAGGGAUUGUGGAUGAAUUGUGUACUACAGAGCACCGGACACAUGCAGUGCAAGGCAUACGACUCUGUUUUGGCUUUGCCCCAAGAUCUCCAGGCUGCUCGAGCCCUGAUUUGCGUCUCCCUUGCUGUUGGUGUGGCAGCCAUUAGUUUGAUGGUGAUUGGAGCCAAAUGUACCAACUUUUACAGGGAGGACCAUCACAGCAAAUCCAGGGUUGGAAUAGUAGCAGGAGUGGUAUUCAUCAUUGCAGGGCUGCUGUGCAUUAUAGUCAGUAGCUGGUCAGCGUACACUAUCAUUGUGGGAUUUUACAAUUCUCAAGUAAUCUCUGCAAGAAAGGGGGAGAUGGGGGCAUGCAUUUAUGUUGGAUGGGUAGCUGGAUUCCUUCAAGUCUUGGGUGGAGGAAUAUUCAUCAGUUCAUUUACAAGCAGCUGCUGA
Molecule: messenger RNA, 567 nt
Organism: Trichomycterus rosablanca
Lineage: Eukaryota; Metazoa; Chordata; Actinopteri; Siluriformes; Trichomycteridae
Gene: cldn28
Product: claudin 28
Exons: 1
Coding region: 4-567 (187 amino acids)
Biological process (GO): cell adhesion; bicellular tight junction assembly
Cellular component (GO): plasma membrane; bicellular tight junction
Molecular function (GO): structural molecule activity
Source: RefSeq, a predicted model, not a curated record